Molecule: messenger RNA, 1141 nt
Organism: Lindgomyces ingoldianus
Lineage: Eukaryota; Fungi; Ascomycota; Dothideomycetes; Pleosporales; Lindgomycetaceae
Exons: 3
Coding region: 1-1080 (359 amino acids)
Source: RefSeq, a predicted model, not a curated record
AUGGCUGGGGCCAUUCAUAUCAUCGAUCAGAGGGCAGAUACUGUAAUUUUGUUGAAAGAUGCGGGAUCUAGUUUCGCAGUUUGGAAGGAACGCGUGCCUCCAGAUGAUGGCAAACAGCCUAGGAAAUGCCACAACGACAUGAACUUCAAUAACAAUGUCGCAACGGAAGAUGAAACCCUCGAGAGCGGUAUCCGCUAUCACGUCUCCUCCCGACACCUGAUGCUCGCUUCCAAGCAUUUCAUGAAAGCGCUAUCGGAAGAUGGUUGGAAAGAAAGCCAUCGCAAAAAGGAUGGGGUUUUCUACGUCUCCGCCCAGGAUUGGGAUGCUAGAGCGUUCUUGAUCCUGAUGAACGUGUUUCAUCUUCGCAAUCAAGCAGUCCCUCGCUCGGUGUCUCUGGAAAUGCUUGCUAAGAUUGCCGUAUUAGUCGACUAUUACGAUUGCGCAGAAGCCAUGGUGGUGUUUGUGGGAAUUUGGGUUGAAAUAUUAAAGAAGAGCGACCCAGUUCCUUCGACGUAUGGUCGAAAGCUAAUGCUGUGGAUGCUCGUUUCGUGGGUCUUCCGCCUUCCCCAGCAGUUCAAGCACACCACGAAUAUUGCGCUAACGCAGUGCGACGAUAAAUCAAUUCAGACGAUGGGGCUUCCAAUAUCUGGACUUAUCUCCUCUGUGAUUGACCACAUGCGUAUCAAGGCGAUUGAGGACAUGAUAUCGGGAUUGUACAAAUGGAUCGAUACUUUCCGCUCCGCUCAAUAUACAUGCCUUCAGGACAAUGCUCAUUCCUUCCAAUGCGGAGCAUUCCUCUUGGGCGCCCUGAGCAAAGAAAUGGACUAUCAUGGGCUGUCGUCACCUCGACCGGAAGUUCCUUUCGACGGAUUGAGCGUCCAGGGAGUCUUGAAGAAGGUUCUGGAGAUGCAGUCUCCCACCUGGUAUACUUCUCGUGAACCGAAGUACUAUGAUCAAAAACCCCACAGUUGUACCUUAGCCUCUAUAGUAAAUCCGAUGGCUGAGAACAUAGUCGCUCUCAUCGGGGGAUUGGACAUAUCUUAUUUCCUAAGUAAGGGGGAUGUUGUGGGUCUGUGGUAGAGGUUGAGAUAAUGCGGUGCUCUCUUAAGCAGGGGCUGUGGCUUAACCCGUAGCUUAUGCC